UUGGCGGUAACGUUACGAAACAUGUUUGAUAACAAGCACGGUAUCGGAAGCCGUGAUGGCAUAGGGAACACCUUCCUGAAGGAUAUUCAUGCACACGGAGUUCAAAAGAUAGCACGAAAAACUCGUAAGUUAGGCCAAGCAGCAGCGGUGACGUCUACUUCCUGCUGCAAAAGUUGAAUUUGUUCCAAGAAAAAUGCCAGAGGGACCUGAGCUCCACCUGGCCAGCCUUUACAUAAACAAAAUGUGCGACGGGGUGGUGUUUGCUGGACCCGUCAGAAAGUCUGAUGUCAGCAAGAGUCCUGAUGUGGCCUUCACCUGCGAGGCGUACCGCAUCAGCGCCGCUUCCAGAGGGAAGGAAGUGAAGGUGACACUGACGCCCAUCAAGAGUGAUGACACAAAGGCCAAAGAGGCACAGCAGCCCAUGGACAUUGUCUUUCGCUUUGGCAUGUCAGGAUUUUUCCGCUUCACCGCUGAGGAUGAUCUUCCCAAACAUGCCCAUCUGUGUUUUUAUUCCAAAGAGAAGCCUGGCAGAGUGCUGAGCUACGUGGAUGCACGCAGGUUUGGCAGCUGGCAGCCAAAUGGGACAUGGCAGCCUGACAGAGGACCGUGUAUCAUGUUUGAGUACAAAGGCUUCAGGGAGAAUGUGGUGUCGCACCUGUCUGAUCGUGCUUUUGACCGGCCCAUCUGCGAAGUACUGCUCAACCAGAAGUACUUCAAUGGUAUUGGGAACUAUCUCAGAGCUGAAAUCCUUUAUAGGUUAAACAUCCCACCCUUUGUGCCUGCCCGGGCUGUGCUUGAAGGACUCGAGUCAGAUGAUGUGUGUGAAGACAAGAAGCCUGUGAAGAAGGGGAUCCAUAACAAAGAGGUGAACAAAGCAGAUUAUCAGAGUAGUGACAUCUAACAGCGUCUCUGUGUUUGUCCUUGCCAGAAAUCUGUGAAGGGAUCUAAAAAGAACAGAGUGGAAGAGGAGACUGCAGACCUGCUCAGGCUGUGCCACACCGUUCCGCUGGAGGUGGUCAACUUAGGUGGGAAAGGCUACGAUCCAGAGAAGAUGGACUACUCUGACUUUCAGGCCUGGUUGCAGUGUUACUAUGUGGAUGGAAUGAAGUCUAUACGUGACCACAACGGCAGGACUAUGUGGUUUAAAGGGGAUCCAGGUCCUAUGGCUCCUAAAGAUUCAAAGUCACCAAAGGCCAAAAAAAGAACAAAUAAAGAUGCAGACCAUGAUUACACCCACAAGAAAAAGGUGUCUAGGAAACAGAACUCUGAAAGCACGGUAAAGAAAGAAGCGGUCAAAAAGCAAACAAAAGCAGCAAAGAAAGAAAGAAACGCACCUCAAGAAAAAGCCAGACCCAGAAGAGCUGUGAAAUCCUCGGAUGCAAACACACCUCAGCACCAAAAGAAAUCAGCUGCACGCAGGAGGACUGAAAACAAUGCAGAGCUAGCAUCAGGCUUUCAGAGACGUAGUGGGAGAUUGACAAGACAGAAUGUCAAGUAAAAACAUUGGGAAAUGCAUUUUUUUAUUCCAUAUUUUUAAAUAAAACCAUUUUUAC
Messenger RNA from Doryrhamphus excisus (bluestripe pipefish), 1553 nucleotides. Lineage: Eukaryota; Metazoa; Chordata; Actinopteri; Syngnathiformes; Syngnathidae. The record is from RefSeq and is a predicted model, not a curated record.